AUGACAGCGACGAGAGGCGAGUGCGAGGUUAGUCCGUGUCCGUGCGCUCUCCAAGGCCGUCCAAACAAUCGGGCGUCAGUACGAGGCGUCAGUACGAGGCUUCAGUACGAGAGGCGUCAGUACGAGAGGCGUCAGUACGAGAGGCGUCAGUACGAGAGGCGUCAGUACGAGGCGUCAGUACGAGGCGUCAGUACGAGGCGUCAGUACGAGAGGCGUCAGUACGAGAGGCGUCAGUACGAGAGGCGUCAGUACGAGGCGUCAGUACGAGAGGCGUCAGUACGAGGCAUCAGUACGAGGCGUCAGUACGAGAGGCGUCAGUACGAGGCGUCAGUACGAGGCGUCAGUACGAGGCGUCAGUACGAGAGGCGUCAGUACGAGAGGCGUCAGUACGAGGCAUCAGUACGAGGCGUAAGUACGAGAGGCGUCAGUACGAGGCGUCAGUACGAGAGGCGUCAGUACGAGGCGUCAGUACGAGGCGUCAGUACGAGGCGUCAGUACGAGGCGUCAGUACGAGGCGUCAGUACGAGGCGUCAGUACGAGGCGUCAGUACGAGGCGUGUACGAGGCGUCAGUACGAGGCGUCUACAGGUCAGUACGAGGCGUCAGUACGAGGCGUCAGUACGAGAGGCGUCAGUACGAGGCGUCAGUACGACGAGGCGUCAGUACGAGGCGUCAGUACGAGGCGUCAGUACGAGGCGUCAGUACGAGGCGUCAGUACGAGGCGUUUACGAGGCGUCAAUACGAGGCGUCAGUACGAGGCAUCAGUACGAGGCGUCAGUACGAGGCGUCAGUACGAGAGGCGUCAGUACGAGGCGUCAGUACGAGAGGCGUCAGUACGAGGCGUCAGUACGAGAGGCGUCAGUACGAGGCGUCAGUACGAGAGGCGUCAGUACGAGGCAUCAGUACGAGAGGCGUCAGUACGAGGCGUCAGUACGAGGCGUCAGUACGAGUACGAGAGGCGUCAGUACGAAAGGCGUCAGUACGAGGCGUCAGUACGAGGCGUCAGUACGAGGCGUCAGUACGAGGCGUCAGUACGAGGCGUCAGUACGAGGCGUCAGUACGAGGCGUCAGUACGAGAGGCGUCAGUACGAGGCGUCAGUACGAGGCGUCAGUACGAGGCGUCAGUACGAGAGGCGUCAGUACGAGAGGCGUCAGUACGAGGCGUCAGUACGAGGCGUCAGUACGAGGCGUCAGUACGAGGCGUCAGUACGAGGCGUCAGUACGAGGCGUCAGUACGAGGCGUCAGUACGAGGCGUCAGUACGAGGCGUCAGUACGAGGCGUGUACGAGGCGUCAGUACGAGGCGUCAGUACGAGGCGUCAGUACGAGAGGCGUCAGUACGAGGCGUCAGUACGAGAGGCGUCAGUACGAGAGGCGUCAGUACGAGGCGUCCGUACGAGAGGCGUCAGUACGAGAGGCGUCAGUACGAGAGGCGUCAGUACGAGGCGUCAGUACGAGGCGUCAGUACGAGAGGCGUCAGUACGAGAGGCGUCAGUACGAGGCGUCAGUACAGUACGAGGCGUCAGUACGAGGCGUCAGUACGAGGCGUCAGUACGAGGCGUCAGUACGAGAGGCGUCAGUACGAGGCGUCAGUACGAGAGGCGUCAGUACGAGGCGUCAGUACGAGAGGCGUCAGUACGAGGCGUCAGUACGAGAGGCGUCAGUACGAGGCGUCAGUACGAGGCGUCAGUACGAGAGGCGUGUACGAGGCGUCAGUACGAGGCGUCAGUACGAGGCGUCAGUACGAGGCGUGUACGAGGCGUCAGUACGAGGCGUCAGUACGAGGCGUCAGUACGAGGCGUGCACGACGGCGGAGAGCAAAGUCGAAAAUGAGCCGGACUCGGAGGAAAUCUAUCUCCUGCCCGAUUUAA
Messenger RNA from Knipowitschia caucasica, 1869 nucleotides. The record is from the annotation of a GenBank genome assembly. NCBI's taxonomy places the organism in Eukaryota, Metazoa, Chordata, Actinopteri, Gobiiformes, Gobiidae.